AUGUCUGUGCUAGGCGCCAUAACGUCUGAGGUCCACGACAACGUGUCAGCAGGAAUCCACCCGUCGGUGCUGGCGCUUGUGGAUGCUUUCCUUGCGUAUUUGAAGGAACCCAGGUACCUGAACCCGCUAGGGUUAUCCGAUUUGGGCCUGUUAUUUGCCAACUUUUAUGCUGACCUCAAUUCCUUGGUCAUAUACAUAUAUACCCAGCUGAACCUGAACAAACGCCAGCUUUUGGCCAACCUGACGCUUUUCCAGAACGACUCCAAGACUUUUGAUUACUUGGUGGCCUUGGCGAACUACUCCCCGCUGUCUAUCAAGCGAGUCCGUCGCUCUGAUCCUCAUGCUUUAUUCCAACUAAGGGUUUUCGCUUACUAUAAGUUUAUUACCAUUGUGGAUACCAUUGAAAGGGCCCAGUAUGAUCUUUUUAACUCGAGUAGUCCGGGCGAUAAGCUGACCUUGUUCGAUAAGAUCUUCCGUUUUGACGAGAAGGAUAUUCGGGCUCAGCAGCUCUGGACCGAGAAGAUCAAGCUCCUCAAGAACUUGAAUUUACCGUUGAGCUCCUUUUGUGAGUCCCACAAUAAGGAUGAAAGCGCCAAGUUGGACGAGUACUUCCUCACCUUGGACGCCUCCGAAAGCCUCACUUUGCAUGAUAUCAAGAAGAACUUUAAACUCCUCAACCUUGUGAAAACCCCUUCCACGAAACUCAAAUACUUGGUCAACACUCAGAAGUUAAUUGUUCGUCUUUUGUCAAACUUUUACAAUGAUCCUACCAAGGUUAACAACGACAUCUUACUCCCUGCCCUCAUUUAUAUCAUCAUUUACCACCUCCCUGAAGAUGUCCCCGAGAUCCCUGAAAUCGAUAGCCCUCCUGAAUCUUACGACUUAUACCUUAACCUCACGUUUAUCAAGAAUUUCCUCAACGUUAUUGACGCGUAUAAGGUUGACGUGACCACCUUCACCCUCAACACCUCCUUGAGUUCCUACAAACCUACUGGCAAGAAGCGUCCCUUCUCCCGCGGCGAACGCAAGAAUUCCAGCUCCAACCUUUACGAUCUUAUCAACUUGAAGGAGGCAAGCGAGAAUGAAUCCCCCCUUUCGGAUGACAGUGAUCCUAUCUACGCGACUGCAGACCUUCAAUCCGAUAAGUCCUUGAUUGAGCACAUUCAGAAGAACUAUUUGAACUUUGGCGAGUUGCAGUAUUACCUUACCAACUUUGAAGCAGUCAUUUACUUCUUGCUGAACUCUACGCUUGAUGAGAUCGUACCAGAAGGUUUCCUGAUCCCGGAGUCUUUCAAGCAGAGUGAGUUGGUCAACAAACCUUUGCACAAGAUACUUGAUGACGAGUUAGGGCCUGUUCCUUCUAUCGUGAAGACUGAAGUUGACGAGGAACAACUUUCCAAGACCCUUGACGAGGAACUUGAUAUCAACAGAUCGCGCUCUGGCUCGUUGUUCAAUACCAUCUCUACUGCUGUCCAAUCUUCGGUUAACCGUUCACGCUCGAACUCAGGAGCCAUUAAGAGUGGUAAGGAUAAUGUUGUUCAUGGCGACUUUGAAUCAUCGAUUUACGGAGCACCGUUUUCGAACAACGAAGCAUACGGAUUUACCCGUAUGCGGAAUAUAUUGGGCAAACUUGGCUCUUCUGCUAUCCAAUUCCGCCAGGGGUUAGAAGAAGAGUUGAACCUGGGUGCCUUUGCUGGCUCAGACCUCCAGGUUAAUGAAACUAGACAGAAGCGAGCCAGUACCCUUUUAGACAAGAUUUCGCCAAACCAGUCGAGAACAAGGUCGGAAUCACUCGAUGCCACUGGUGGAUCUUCAAACAACACCAUUCAUACGCAUUCCCGCAAGCCAACAUUUUCCCUGAAGUUUUCGACAGCUGCCUCAGAAUUUAUGACUAAGUUCAGCGCUGCCGCUAACAAUCCCUCGGGACAUGUCCAGGCGACUAACCCAGGGCAUGUUUCAAACCUUUCCUUGCAUUCCUUUGACGAACAGUCACCCUUUGAGGAGUCCAGGCCUGCUAUUGGUGAACGUACUUCCAGUCUUCACACUAUGGAUAGAUGGUUUAACAACUUUGCCAAUGAUGAGAAUGGUGGAGCUGUUCAUGAAAAUACCACACUGAACCACCAGUCUUCUAGCAGUGCCGCAAGCAAUGCUUUUACCAACAAUGAAGAUUCGGUGUUUAGCUCUACUGCGGAAGAAUUGACGAAGUUCCAACACAGCGAUUUUGAUUCCUUGACUAUUCAGGACUUGAAGCUCAUGAAGAAUUACUACGAUCAGUUAUGUUCCGAGUAUAUUGCUACCAAGACGGAUUCAAAAACCAGCAAUGAAUAUCUCCCCUUGGAUACCAAAGAUCAGCCCAGCAUCUAA
Messenger RNA from Candidozyma haemuli, 2364 nucleotides. RefSeq lists its product as uncharacterized. Lineage: Eukaryota; Fungi; Ascomycota; Pichiomycetes; Serinales; Metschnikowiaceae. Bases 1 to 2364 code for a protein of 787 amino acids. The transcript has a single exon. The record is from RefSeq and is a predicted model, not a curated record.